Ctenocephalides felis (cat flea) is the source of this 1348-nucleotide messenger RNA. Its product is annotated as N-acylneuraminate-9-phosphatase-like. The transcript has 3 exons. Lineage: Eukaryota; Metazoa; Arthropoda; Insecta; Siphonaptera; Pulicidae. Bases 73 to 948 code for a protein of 291 amino acids. The record is from RefSeq and is a predicted model, not a curated record. Gene Ontology annotation, molecular function: hydrolase activity.
AAAGUUGCUAGCUUCCAUAACCAUUGCGGCUGAGUCCAUUAUCAUUUGACAAUAGUGCCCUGACACAUAAAGAUGGCAGCUUCGCGUGCUCAGAAACAAAAUGCGAUAUCAGCAUUGUUCUUCGACUUAGAUAACACGUUGAUACCGACAAGAAAAGCGGAUACAUUGGCUUGUAUGAAGAUUGCCGAAUUACUGCACGACGAGCACAACAUAUCUCGCGAGCAGGCGUCCCUAAUUACCCAGAACUAUGUGAAAUCAUUUCGUCUCUGCCCCGACAACCUCGAAUGCGACCUAAACACGUGGCGCUGCCAUCUUUGGUCUAAGAGUCUCACCGAACAAUACAACCAUUUAACGCAGAGAGUCUAUUUAAAAUGGUUGCAAUUGCGAUAUUAUUAUCUUUCGAUCGACGACAACGUCAGAAAGAUGCUGAUCAGCUUACGCAAGCAGUAUUUAUUGGGCCUGAUCACAAAUGGCCCAAGUUCCGCCCAGUGGGAGAAAGUGGAGAGAUUGAAUCUGACAAGUUUAUUCGAUUGCAUUAUAGUUUCGGGUGAUCUACCAUGGGCGAAACCGGAUCAGAAGAUAUUUUUGGAAGCAUGCAAAUAUCUUGGCGUUGAGCCAAAACGGUGCGUGAUGAUUGGCGACAAAUUGGAGACCGACAUACAGGGCGGUAUUGAAGCAGAACUUGGAUUAACCAUCUGGCUACCAUUAGACAAGAAUUGCGUUGUUGAGCACGAGUCUAUUCAGCCAGAUUUUACAAUAUCGAACAUCUUAGAACUUCCUCAAAUUUUACCACCUGCUGGAUUGAAAUCUGCGGCUUACAGGUCGAGGGCAGUUGGAAACCAUCAGCUUCAGAAUGGUGAUAAGUCACUGAAUUACUUGCAGAAUCGUAGAAUGUUGUCUAUGCCUGAAUUCGAAGAUUGCAAUAGCAAUAGCUCAGAUGGAAGUUGAUGCCACUUGCUGAAACGGUUUGGAGAUCAUUUCUUUGUUUUUGACCAACGUCUGUUGAAAUAAGAAUUCUAAUUGAAAACUACCAAAGCAUGCUGUAGAUUCAUGUUUCUAAACGAUGAGUGAUGCAUGAAUAAGAUUCAUCGUUUAUUUAGAGUUAGAUAAUUGGUUCAUUAUAUUUGUGCUCUGGUUUAUGCAUAUAAUUGACAAUGGUGUCAAAAUUGUGACAUCGAUAUGUUUCCUUCUUCAUUUUAUUGUCAAAUCUGGCGCUGUUGUAGUAUUAUAUUUUAAUAUACAGGGUGUACCGGUUUUUGAGAAUUAAGACUUUUGUUAAUUAUGUAUACUUAAUACAUAUUUUGAAAGUUGGUCUACUUUAAGAGCCUUUCCUUUAAAAAAUGUACUA